This is a messenger RNA of Galleria mellonella (greater wax moth), 2898 nucleotides long. Its product is annotated as putative inorganic phosphate cotransporter. Bases 59 to 1654 code for a protein of 531 amino acids. The record is from RefSeq and is a predicted model, not a curated record. Gene Ontology annotation, cellular component: plasma membrane. Gene Ontology annotation, molecular function: transmembrane transporter activity. NCBI's taxonomy places the organism in Eukaryota, Metazoa, Arthropoda, Insecta, Lepidoptera, Pyralidae. The transcript is spliced from 10 exons. Gene Ontology annotation, biological process: transmembrane transport; monoatomic anion transport.
AUUGUCGCAUUGCUUAGUUUGAUUUUUACAAUAUUUCCACUGUUCCGUUGUAAUAGUUAUGUGUGAAAAUACUGAGCAUUCAGGAGAAUGUGUUAAAACAUUGGACGUAGAUAUAAAUUAUAAAGGAUGGGGCUACAGAUACCAGCAAUGCCUAAUAUUAUUCCUAUCUCUUACCGUAGCGUACAGCAUGCGAUCUUGUAUGGGAGUGUCUUUAGUAGCAAUGAUCCAACAUGACAUUGAGCAAGACAACGGAAAUCAUACAAACGUAGCAGUAAUUAGUAAUAAUAAUAAUAAUACAGAAGAAUAUCCUCAUUUGUAUGUUAACGAAGAUAAUUAUAAAGCAGGAGGUUUCUUUAAUGUACUAAUGCUUACACCGCCGUAUCCAAAGUUGAAAUGGAACAAAAGGAUUCAAGAUACGGUGCUCACGUCCUUUUUCUGGGGUUACAUGCUACUGCAAAUACCAGCCGGGCAGAUCGCUCACCGCUUUGGCUCCACGUAUUUACUCUGUAGUGCGCUCUCUAUUAACUGCGUUGUAUCACUGUGCUUUCCUCUGGCAGUGUUUUAUGGAGGUUGGAAAUUGGCAAUAGCUUGCAGAAUACUGCAGGGCUUGAGUCAAUCUUUCAUUGUUCCUUCGAUACAUACAACUUUAGGAAAAUGGGCGCCUCUGGUGGAACGUGGAAGAAUGACGGCCACGGUCUAUGGAGCUCAAGCUCUGGGAACGGUUCUUGGACUUCCAAUUACUGGUUUUAUCGCAGCAUCGAGUAUGGGUUGGCCUGGAAUAUUCCGUUUCUACGGAGUACUUUCUGGAAUAAUGGCGGGAAUUAUGUUAUGGUUUGGUGCGGACAGUCCAGCGAAACAUUCUAAGAUAUCGGAGGCUGAAAGAUUGUAUAUACAAGCCGACUUGGGACAAAAGGAGUAUAAUUCUAAUAAACGUUUACAUGUGCCAUGGAAACACAUACUGCGUUGCCGAGGAUUGUAUGCUGUCAUAAUUGUACAUAUUGGGCAAGUUUGGGGCCAACUAAUUUUAUAUUCUGAAGUGCCUAUGUUCAUGGAUAAAGUUAUGGGAAUUAAUAUAAAAGCUAAUGGCUUAUUGACAGCUCUCCCGUUCCUCGUGAUGUGGUUUACGAACUUCUUCUUCAGCUGGUUCAGUGAUAUGCUCAUUGUAAAGCAAUAUCUGAGUGUUACUAAUACUAGAAAACUUGCCAACUCUCUGGGUUGCGUUCCCGCUGCUUUAGGCUUAAUAGCAUUAGCUUACGUGCCGAAAAAUCUUUAUGCGGUCGAAACGAUUUUAGUUUUCAUUUGUGCAUUCAAAAUAUCAGCUCAUGUUGGUUUUCAAGUGAAUCCAAUUGAUAUAUCACCAAACUUUGGAGGCACCAUGAUGAGCAUUAGUAACUUCGGUGCCAACUUGGUUGGAUCACUAGCGCCGAUUGCAACUGGAUUGAUACUUACCGAUAUUAGAAGCGAACAGUCGUGGGGACAUGUGUUUUUGGUGACUAGCGCAAUUUACUUCUUCACUAACCUGAUCUACGUUCUAGUCGGCACAGCUGAACUGGCCGACUGGAAUACUCCUGGAAGCGACGAGGAGAAAAAAGUGGACGAUCAAGAGGCUUCGCCGAUGAUUUCAAAAGUAAAAAAUAAUAUUAAUAAUACAUGACAAAAUGUAGACAAUAAAAUUUGUAAACUACGAGAAUGAGUUAAAUAUAAAUUUAGUUAAUUUUUUACAGAAUUAUAUAAAAAUAAUCUAUUACAUUAACGUAAUCUAAUUAAUACUAUUAAUGUAAAUGUUUCUUGGAUUGAUAGAUGAAUGUUUGUUACUCUUUUACGCAAAAACUAUUGCAUAGGUUUGAAUGAAAUUUUGGUACACGAAUAGGUUAUAUUCUAGUUUAGCACAUGAUGUUAUGUACUGAUUCACGUGGGUAAUACCGCGGGGUAUAGCUAGUAAUUUGUAGAUUAAUAAUUCAAUAAGGCAUUAAACUUAGUUUAUUAAAACUAUUAAAUUAUCUAAUAUUAAUAAAUUAAUAAGUAUAUUAUAUUAAAGUAAUAAAAUAAUAAAAUGGUUUAUAUUAGUUUCUUUUUAGUUUUUUAUUAUUUUAUUAUAUGAGUUUUUUUUUUAAUACAAUGAAUCAUUUUUCAAUACUUCAUAUAACUGUAAUAUGUUUGUAUGCUUUUUCAAGUACAUAUUAAGGUAUCACGUAAAUAUACGUAGACAUUUGUAUACAGAUUCAUUACAAACGAAUAAAUAGGUAACAAAAUAAUAAAAUAGUUUUCAAAUCCGGAGCAGUAGUACUGGAGAUUAAUCCUAACAUUCAAACUCAUAAACUUUACCUCUUUAUAACAUUAGUAUAGUAUUAUUAAGAUAAGAAGUAUAAACUCGUAAGGUUUUUCAUCUUUCCACAUUCAAGAGUCGUCAGUAUUAUUGUCGUGUACGAAUCAAAAGUAGUAUUUAAAUUUAUGUCUCAGUUAGUAUAAACACAUAACUAAUACAUAACUUUGGUAUGUAACCAUAAGAAGUUCUGUAAUGACAGAUCUUACUUUUUUAUAUUAUCCAAUGAAUGUUUAAAAGUUUUCAAAAAUAAAAAGGAUACAAAGAAAAAAACAUAUUCCUUUUUAAAAGGCCGGCAGCACACCUGCACUGCCAUUGGUGUUGUGGGUGAUCAAGGGCGGCGGUAGUCACUUACCAUCAGGUGAGCCGCAUGUUCGUUUGCCCCCUGUGUUAUAAAAAAAAAGGAAUAAUACAUAUUUACUUAUCCCAGGCACAGAUAUUAAUACUGCACUAGCUUCAGGUAUACGAAAUAUAUUUUUGUAAUUUAUCUUUAUAAGACUUUUCCAGAAUCGUAAUAGUGCAAGGUUAGCUGUAAAAUAAAUAAAUAAAUAAAUACCGAAAUUGUUAAAUUUCAA